UUUAGGUUUGGCAGGACUAAUAAAUUAAAAAUCUUGGACUCUUGUCAGUUUGCUGCUUUAAUAACACCCCUGAUGGAUGGGUUUUUGCCCCACAAAGCAUGACAAUACCAUAAUCCCUCAUUGUUGGAAAGGAAGGGAUGUGACGGGACGGGAUGGGGAUGGUGGAAUUGUAAAGGAAAAUGGAAAAGGGUGGUCCCGAGAGACUGAAAAGCCUAUGGGAAGUGCAGGUAGCAGCAUGCUGCCCCGACAGCUGUUUCAACUUCUCAGACCUUGUCAGCUUGCUGCUAUGUAGCAGGUGCAGCCUUUUCUUUUAUUGAAUCUGUACUCCAUAAAGGCAAGAACAAGCCAAGGCAGUGGCUGGCCCUGGAUUAUACAAGUGCAGACACUACUAAGUGAGCUGGAAGACACAAGUAAACGCAUAGGCCCAGGUGCCCACAUGAUCACCACAGCAAGGAUAGCUGCUGAUAAAGCGAUACGAAUUGCCUUCAGUCUAAAUGACUCUCCAGAUGAUACACCCCCUGAGAAUGCCUUUCCUUUGGCUUUUCCUGAUUUAGAACAGCAGCUUCAGCCCCUGCCCCCUUGCCAUGACUCAGAGGAAUCUAUGCAGGUGUUCAAACAGCAUUGCCAAAUAGCGGAAGAAUAUUAUGAAGUCAAAAAGGAAAUUGCACUGCUUGAAGAAAGGAAAAGGGAGCUGAUCAUUAGGCUAGAUCAAGCUGAGAAGGAAAGCAUGGUCGCUGCUCGGCUAACAAAGGAGUAUUCAGACCUGACAGAAGAGAACCGGACAUUGAGCUUAGCCCAGACACAAUGUGUUGAACAGCUGGAGAAGCUUAGAAUACAGUAUCAAAAAAGACAGGGAUCAUCAUAACUUUGGAUGAAGCUAUCUGGGCCAAGACAAAUCUAGGGUCUUUUUUUAUGUUGGGCAAUUUUCCUCCCUUCCUCAAAGGUUCCCUUUAAUAGGCUGGUACACUUUAGACAUAGAACACGUACAUGUCUAAAUUUGAUUUAAUGCCUGGCAGUCCCUAGCUUAAUAUGGUUAUUGUCUUUGUUAUAUAAUGGAUAUUUUAUUUUGGGUAGCAUAAUUGGAGGCUCAUUGAUCCCCUUUAUACAUAGAAAUGAAUCUGAUUUCCUUUCUAAAAAUAUUUUUAACAGUUUGAAAAUGAUUCAAGCACACUCAAAAGCAAUAUGAAUAGUGUUGUGACGCAUAGGGCAGUAUUAAGUUAUACAGCAGGAGCAACAUUAUUGCAAGAAACAUUGGAGUGUCCUUCCUUUCCCGCAUUUGGCUACAGAAAAUCUUUUACUUCAUCUAUCUGGCAUUAUAUGCCAAAGGACCAUUGUCCACUAAAUUACAGUGGAAACAAGUAACAUGGCACCUGAAUCAUUUUCUUUAAAUAGCCGUUGUAUACACAUUUUAGAUUGUGUACACCUGAUUGUGCUUUUAUAAGACUGCACCAUCAAUUGAUAAUUCUUUUCUAUAACUAUAAUGUGUUAAAUAAAGAGGGUGACUUUUCCUUGUUCUUAAAUUUCCUAUUGGAAAAAGGUCCCAUUGAUGUUUAAUUACUCUGGAAAUUGGUUGGUCUAUAAUUAUGGCCUGGCAUAGCAAUCUUUUCAAGGUGGAGUGGGGAGAGAUCAGUUUUUAUUUUGAUACCAUGAUUUCUUUCCCAAAGGAAGAGUGCUUAGAAUCAUAACCUUAACAUGGUAAUAGAAGCAAAUUAGAUUGAAAUCUUGGCCUUUCCUGUGGAUACCUUUGUGUUGACUUAACUGUGAAUUUAUGCAGCAAGUGGGAUGUGUGAACACUGAAACCGUACAUAGCAGUCAGCCCAGUCUGAUUUUUCACAUGGAAUCUUAGCUGUAACUUUUUGAGGGUUCAUAAUUCAUUCACUUAUUUUAUACUCCACCUUUCUUCCAUCACGGGAACCUAAGGCAUCUUACAAUAAUUUAAAAUAGAAAUUACCUAAAAUCUUAUAUUACAAAAGCUAAACAAACAGUUAAACAACAGUACAGUUUAAAGCAAAUAUUAAAAACAGUUUAUUUUUUAUGUAUAAUGAAAAACAAGAUUGGCACCACAGCACACCACUUUCAACAUUGUUCUACCAUAUGAUUAAACAUAAAGCAAAGGUAUGCUUGAAAAAUAGCUCUCGGCCUGUUAGAUGUGUAGUUGUGCUUAGCGCUGACCUUUUUCUGAACCACAUUACUACAGCUAUAAAACUCGGAUACAUUGACCCUACCAGUCUCUCCACCGCAGUACCACUUCUAGCCUUUCUGAAUCCUUGGGUGGAAAAAUGGUGGAGAUGGCUGGGUGCAUUCUCCUCAACUUAUCCAUGGGCCAUACCAAAAUUUUGCCCCCAAAAUCUGCCCUUGACUUAUACAUGAGGUCAACUUAUGUGUGAGUAUAUUCGGUACACUCCCCAACUCCAAACAAGAAUUCUGCAUACACUUAAUUAAAUGAAUGAAUGAGUUCUGCUAAUUGUCGGUGAACUUAUUCCUAAGUACAAGUAGCUAGAAUCAGAACUAUUGAAAUUUGGAUAUGGAAUUCCUAGCAUAGAUAUUAUCAUGGCCAAUGAUUAGGACUACAUGGUUACCAGUCCCAAACACAUCUCUUGAAAGUAAGGCCUUAACUAUGUUGCUAUAUAAUGCAAUUUGAGAAUGCAGUUCAACUGCAUUGUACUGGAUAAUAUCUCAGUGUAGACUAGACUCAUGUAAUCCACUUCAAUGCAGUUGAAAUGCAUUUGGAAACUGCAUUAUAUAACAGUGCAGAUGAGGCCACAUAGUUUUCCUUUGGUGUAAUGUGUUUAGGUCUAUGGUAUAAGAAUAUUACUAUCCUACCUAUAUCCUGAUUUUGAAUUUUCCUUGGAGAAAAAAGCCCUAACACAAAGACCGCUGUAAUUCUUUCGUCUACUAGUGAUAACUGUUUUCCUAAAUCAGCUGAAAACUCUUUGUUAUACUUCCAUUUCUAUUCACACAGUAUUUUUUUCAUUAAAAGACAAUUGUAAAAGUUA
Anolis carolinensis (green anole) is the source of this 2996-nucleotide messenger RNA. RefSeq names its product MAP3K7 C-terminal like (gene map3k7cl). Gene Ontology annotation, cellular component: cytosol; nucleus. The record is from RefSeq and is a predicted model, not a curated record. The transcript is spliced from 5 exons. Lineage: Eukaryota; Metazoa; Chordata; Lepidosauria; Squamata; Anolidae. The coding region runs from base 437 to 865 and encodes 142 amino acids.